Messenger RNA from Spirodela intermedia, 1354 nucleotides. The record is from the annotation of a GenBank genome assembly. Lineage: Eukaryota; Viridiplantae; Streptophyta; Magnoliopsida; Alismatales; Araceae.
AUGGUGGCGGGGAGUACGGCGGCGCUGACACUUCUGUCGGCGAUGGCGGUGGCGGUGUUGCUGCUACCCCUCCGCCGGCCGCCACCGCCGCCGCCGCCGCCGCCGUCAGUUGUCUCCCCGAGGGUGAGGCUUAGAGAGGGGAGGCGCCUGGCCUACAGGGAAUGGGGGGUCCUCCCCAUGGAGAAGGCCUCCCACCGGGUCGUCGUCCUCCACGGCUUCGACGACUCCAAGCACUUCGCCCUCCCCGUCUCUCCGGUGACCUCCCUCCACAGCCCCACCCAGUAGCCACCAAACCUGAGGACAUGGACUGACUCUCUCUCUCUCUCUCUCUCUCUUUCUUGCUUCCCCCGUGGCGUGGGCAGGAGCUGGUGGAGGAGAUGGGGGUGUACUUCGUCUCCUUCGACAGGGCCGGCUAUGGCGAGAGCGACCCCCACCCGGCACGCACGGUACAGAGCGACGCCAUGGACGUGGAGGAAUUCGCAGACCGGCUGGGCCUCGGCCCGCGGUUCUACCUCGUGGGCGCCUCCCUCGGCUCCUACCCCGUCUGGGCCUGCAUCAAGCACUUCCCCCACAGGCAUCUCUCUCUCUCUCUCUCUCUCUCUCACUGUGCGCUGUUAGAGCUCAGCUCAUCUCUCUGCUGUUUACGUUACGGGGUGGUGUAUGUAGAGUGGCGGGAGCAGCGCUGGUGGCGCCGCUGGUCAACUUCUGGUGGGCGUCGCUGCCGGCGGAGAUGGCGAGGGCGGCCUACGAGAAGCGGGAGGCGUCGGACCAGCGGGCCAUGUGGAUCGCGCGCUACGCGCCGUGGCUGCUCCACGGGUACAUGACCCAGAAUCUGGUGACCCCCUCCGCCGCCUUGGCCCGGCACCCAAACGUGUUCAGCCCCCAGGACUUGCAGAUCCUCGCCACGCUCUCCCAAAACCCUAACCCACCCGAGGUACAACCCUUGCAUUUCUUCUUCUUCUUCUUCUUCUUCUUCUUCUUCUUCUAAAUUGGGGUGGGGUCUUGUCAGAACAAGGCCAGGUUGCAGGGAGUGCACGAGUCGCUGCACCGGGACAUGAUGGUGGCGUUCGGCGACUGGGGAUUCGACCCCUUGACGGACCUGGCGGAGCCCUGCUCCGGCGAAGAGGGCGGCGCCGCCGCCGCCACCGCCGUCCACCUGUGGCACGGCCGCGAGGACAGGCUCUUCCCCGUGGAGCUGCUCCGCCAUGUGGCGGCGAGGCUGCCGUGGAUCCGCUACCACGAGUGCGCUGACUGCGGCCACCUCUUUGUCCACAACCAGACCUGGAGCGACGCCAUCCUCCGGGAUCUCCUCGCUCGUCCCGGACAGCCACAGCCCUCCCCGGGAGAACUUUGA